AUGCUAGACUCCGAAGUUCCUCGCUACUGGGAUCAAGCGACUCUUAUUGCAAAGAAUCCUGUUGUUGCUGCGAAAUUUUUCAAUAUUUAUCUUCGAUCUUUCUUGUCUGCAUUACUGGGUUAUGACCCCAGCCAAGAAAAUCUGACGGGUGGUAUAUUAGGUGUUGUUAAGGCCCAUUAUGGGUGUAUUGAGGCCCAAGGCAGAGGCAGUCUGCAUUGCCAUAUGAUGAUAUGGCUUGAGGGUGGUUUAAAUCCCAAUGAAAUAAAGCAGCGUGCUAUAGAGGACCCAGAGUCUGACUUUUGUGCAAGGUUAAUCCAAUUCCUUGAUGAAUCUAUCUCUAACAGUGUUCCUCCGCUCCCUAACGAGCCAGUCCAUGUGCCGUCUGAUGAUAAACAUCCCUGUUCUGUCAGAGGUACGACGAUGGAAGGUUUUGAUCGUUCUAUAAUGACAAGUGAGACCGCUAAACAGAAGGAUGUCCACAAUCUAGUCAUGAAAUGUCAAGUACAUACGCACAGCGGGACUUGUUAUAAGUACUGUAAAGGCAAUACUCAUCCAAAACAAUGUCGAUUUGGAUUGGAUGCUUCGAAUACUGAACCUAUUACUCAUUUCGAUCCUGCAACUGGUGAACUGACAUUGCGGUGUCUGGACGGAUUAGUGAACAACUUUAAUGAGUUUAUUAUUCGCGCUAUUCGCUGCAAUAUGGAUAUUAAAUUCAUCGGGUCUGGUGCAUCCGCUAAAGCUGUCUUGUAUUAUAUCACAAAUUACAUUACAAAGUCGCAAUUGAAAGCACACGUUGCAUUUGCCGCACUCGAGAGAGCUGUGAGGCGUUUACAUGAGCAGGAUGUUGAUGACGAUCCGUUAACCGUUCGUGCUAAAAAAUUACUGCAAAAAUGUGCCUAUAUGAUGAUCAGUCAGCAGGAGUUGUCUGCGCAACAAGUGUGCACUCACUUGCUCGGACUCGAGGAUCACUUUACUUCUCACUCAUACCGUAAUUUCUAUUGGAUUUCCAUCGAACGCUUUCUCGAUUCCCAGGUGCCUUCGCCUGAAUGC
Lentinula edodes (shiitake mushroom) is the source of this 1050-nucleotide messenger RNA. RefSeq lists its product as uncharacterized. The record is from RefSeq and is a predicted model, not a curated record. NCBI's taxonomy places the organism in Eukaryota, Fungi, Basidiomycota, Agaricomycetes, Agaricales, Omphalotaceae. The annotation marks the transcript as partial. The transcript has a single exon.